AUGGCUAUGCCAAUGCCAGAUUUAUCAAAUGCCAUCGUAGCACAAGAUGAAAUGGGUAGACCAUUCAUUAUUGUACGUGAUCAAGGUAAAAAACAAAGAAAACAUGGAAUUGAAGCAACAAAAUCUCACAUUUUAGCAGCAAGAUCAGUUGCAAGUAUAGUUAAAACUUCUUUAGGUCCAAGAGGCUUAGAUAAAAUCUUAAUAAGUCCAGAUGGAGAUAUUACCAUAACGAAUGAUGGUGCUACUAUAUUAUCACAAAUGGAAUUAGAUAAUCAAAUUGCUAAAUUAUUAGUUGAAUUAUCAAGAUCUCAAGAUGAUGAAAUUGGAGAUGGUACUACUGGUGUUGUUGUUUUAGCUUCUGCGUUAUUAGAUCAAGCAUUAGAAUUAAUUGAAAAGGGAAUACAUCCAAUUAAAAUAGCAAACGGAUUUGAUGAAGCUUGUAAAAUUGCAGUUACUCAGUUAGAUAAAAUAGCAGAUGAAGUAUUAAUCAAUGAAAAACCAAAUCUUUUAAAAGCAGCCAAGACUUCUUUAGGUUCAAAAAUAGUUUCUAAAGCUCAUGAUCAUUUUGCAAAUAUGGCAGUUGAUGCAGUAUUAGCAGUUGCUGAUUUAGGUAGAAGAGAUGUCGAUUUUGAAUUGAUUAAAAUGGAAAAAAAAGUUGGUGGAUCAAUUGAAGAUUCUAAAUUAAUUAAUGGGGUUUUGUUAGAUAAAGAUUGGAGUCAUCCUCAAAUGCCCAAAGAAGUUAAAGAUUGUAAAAUAGCUAUAUUAACAUGUCCAUUUGAACCACCAAAACCUAAAACGAAACAUAAAUUAGACAUAUCAACAGUUGAAGAGUUUAAAGUAUUACAAGAAUAUGAACAAAAAAAAUUUCAAGAAAUGAUUGAUUUAGUCAAACAAUCUGGUGCUAAUGUUGUUGCUUGUCAAUGGGGUUUUGAUGAUGAAGCAAAUCAUUUAUUAUUAGCCAAUAAAUUAAAUGCUAUAAGAUGGAUUGGUGGAUCUGAAUUAGAAUUAUUAGCUAUAGCUACUAAUGGUCGUAUAGUACCUAGAUUCGAAGAUUUAAGUGCCAAUAAAUUAGGUAAAGCAGGUAUAAUAAAGGAGUUAGAAUUUGGUACAACAAAAGAUCGUAUGUUAGUAAUAGAAGAAUGUUCAAAUACAAAAGCAGUUACUUGUUUUAUAAGGGGUUCAAAUGAAAUGAUUGUUGCAGAAGGUGUAAGAGCUUUACAUGAUUCAUUAUGUGUUGUUCGUAAUUUAAUAAGAGAUAAUAGAGUAGUUUAUGGUGGAGGGGCUUCUGAAUUAACUUGUUCAAUUGCAGUAUCAGAAGCAGCCGACAAGCAAAAGGGAAUAGAUCAAUAUGCUUUUAGAGCUUUUGCUAACGCUUUAGAUACAAUUCCAUUAACAUUAGCUGAAAAUUCAGGUUUAGAUCCAAUUGAAACUUUAAGUAAUUUGAAAGCAAAACAAGUUAAUGAAAAUAAUUCCCAUUUAGGUGUUGAUUGUCUUGGUAAAGGUACUAAUAAUAUGAAAGAUUUGUUUGUAAUUGAUCCAUUAAUUGGUAAAAAACAACAAUUAUUAUUAGCUACUCAAUUAACUAGAAUGAUAUUGAAAAUUAAUGAUGUUAUCAUUAGUGGAACUGAUGAUUAUUAA
Molecule: messenger RNA, 1638 nt
Organism: Lodderomyces jiufengensis
Lineage: Eukaryota; Fungi; Ascomycota; Pichiomycetes; Serinales; Debaryomycetaceae
Gene: CCT5
Product: chaperonin-containing T-complex subunit
Exons: 1
Coding region: 1-1638 (545 amino acids)
Biological process (GO): protein folding
Cellular component (GO): chaperonin-containing T-complex
Molecular function (GO): ATP hydrolysis activity; ATP-dependent protein folding chaperone; ATP binding
Source: RefSeq, a predicted model, not a curated record